Molecule: messenger RNA, 816 nt
Organism: Medicago truncatula (barrel medic)
Lineage: Eukaryota; Viridiplantae; Streptophyta; Magnoliopsida; Fabales; Fabaceae
Exons: 1
Coding region: 133-537 (134 amino acids)
Source: RefSeq, a predicted model, not a curated record
AGUAUUAUCCACCAGACUGGUUAGAGAAAUAUAUAUUCCAAUUCCUAUAUAUCUCAUCUCUCCAAAAAUUAAUAUAUAUAUUCCGAUUCCUAGAAACCAAAAAAGUCUUGAGUGUUUGUGAGAGAAAAGUUAAUGGCUACGGUAGUGAACGAGAGUAGGGAUUUAGAAUUGAAGAAAGGAUGGAUGGAAAACUCUUUGUCCUCUAUAUCAACUCCACCUCUUCAGCUUUUGGCCUUAGUUGGUAUAGUUGUGUUCUUAUUGUGGAUUUCAUCAUAUAUGAACAUGCAAUCAACUAGCACAAACCUCAACUUGUUCCUCUUGUUUUUGACACUUCUCAUUACACUCAUCUCUCUAUUUGGACGAUACAUGGCUCCAGCAUCAAAUUCAAAUGUUAUAGAAGGUGGAGAUGAUGGGGUUCAAUCCACUUGGGGAUCAGUUGCUUUGCUUGUGUUUCUUUUGGUUUUCAUAUCAAACAGACUUCAUCCCAUGUUUGUUGUUACAAUCGUUUUUCUUUAUAUGUAUGUAUUAUCUGUUUAAGUGCGUGUUUGAAAAAAAUCAAGGUGAGUUUAACGAAAUCACAGUAAAAUUAUGAUUUUGUUGAAGUUCUAAAGUAUAGUUUUUGUUAGAAUCAUUGUUGUUUACUAUGAUUUCGUCAAAUUCAUUGAUAACAUGUGACGCAAGUUUAUCAGUAUUCUCCUAUUUUAAAACCUUGUUUGUAUAUGUUGGUUAUUAUUAUGCAAGUAGUAGCUAUCUUUUUCCUCAAAUAAGAGUACAUUAUAAUGAAGUGGUUUAAUAAUAUUCUGUUCAUUAAUACCA